This is a messenger RNA of Verticillium nonalfalfae, 1905 nucleotides long. RefSeq lists its product as uncharacterized. The coding region runs from base 1 to 1905 and encodes 634 amino acids. Lineage: Eukaryota; Fungi; Ascomycota; Sordariomycetes; Glomerellales; Plectosphaerellaceae. Gene Ontology annotation, cellular component: membrane. The record is from RefSeq and is a predicted model, not a curated record. The transcript has 5 exons. Gene Ontology annotation, molecular function: myo-inositol:proton symporter activity. Gene Ontology annotation, biological process: transmembrane transport.
AUGGCAGAACCAAUCCAAGAUCCUCGCAAGACCUCUACGGCCCACGAUGAGAAUAUCGAGAAGGGCAAUGUUGAACCGCAAAAUGAUUCUGGUGCUCUGAGCAGAAACCUCGAGGCCAGGAUCAUCAACCCCCUCGAAGGCAUUCCGUACAAUCAGCUGAUGCGAGAUGUGGAAACCUUUUGCCAGGAAAAAGGCCUCUCUGAACACACGGCUGUCUUCCGUAAAGGUGCUCUAGUUGCGCAAAAUCCUGAGGGCUACCGAGAUAUCACCGGAUCCGAGCGCCUCGACGAAGCAGAGACUCUUGUGAUCGAAAGGGAGACCACUCACAAAUGGCGCAUGCCUAUUAAGCUGUUCCUCACCAUUGCUACUUGCUCUAUUGGUGCGGCUGUCCAGGGCUGGGACCAAACUGGUGUCAACGGAGCCAACAUCUUCUUGCCCAAGUACUACGGUAUUGAUGGCGAAGGCGUCGGUGACCAGCUCAUCCUUGGUCUUCUGAACGCCGGCCCAUAUUUCGGCAGCGCUCUCUGUGGAUGCUGGCUAUCCGACCCCCUCAACCACUACCUUGGCCGCAGAGGUGUUAUCUGGUUCUCAGCUCACUUCUGCAUUUGGCCUCUCAUCGGCUCGGCAUUCUCUCAAAACUGGCAGCAGCAGCUCAUCAACCGUCUCCUCAUGGGAAUCGGUAUGGGCGUCAAGGCCUCCACUGUCCCCAUCUACGCCGCCGAGAACGCACCAGCGUCUAUUCGAGGUGCUCUUGUCAUGUCUUGGCAAAUGUGGACAGCAUUUGGUAUCAUGUUGGGCACUGCUGUCAACCUGGCUCUGUUCAACCACGAACACAACUGGCGUCUCAUGCUUGGUGCUCCCUUUAUUCCAGCUGUGCCUCUCUUGUGUCUUAUCUACUUCUGCCCCGAGUCGCCUCGUUGGUACAUGAAGAAGGGACGCUACACCGAUGCCUGGAAGGCCAUGAUCCAACUGCGCCACAAUGAGAUCCAGGUCGCCCGCGACAUGUACGCUAUUCACUCUCAGCUUGCUAUUGAGCACAAGAUUCUCAAUCGUAACAACUACGUUACUCGGUUCACGCAACUGUUCACCAUCCCUCGCGUUCGUCGCGCAACACUCUCUGCGUUCACAGUAAUGUUGGCUCAGCAAAUGUGCGGUAUUAAUAUCAUUGCUUUCUACUCCACGACGAUUUUCAAGGAAGCAGGCCAAAGCGAUAAGCAGGCUUUGCUUGCGUCGUUCGGUUUCGGCCUCGUCAACUGGCUUUUCGCCUUCCCUGCAUUCUGGACCAUUGACACCUUCGGAAGAAGGUCUUUGCUUCUGUUCACCUUCCCUCAGAUGACUUGGACACUCCUCGCAGCCGGUCUUUGCACCCUCAUCGACAAGGAGAAGCACGAGACUCUACGGACGGCCCUGGUCGCGCUCUUUGUCUACCUGUUCGGUGCGUUCUAUUCGCCCGGAGAGGGUCCUGUACCUUUCACCUACUCUGCAGAGGUAUUCCCCCUUUCCCACCGUGAAGUCGGCAUGGGUUUCGCCGUCGCCACGUGCCUCUUCUGGGCUGGCAUCCUCGGCAUGACUUUCCCUUUCCUCCUCAAGAGACUCGAGACCGUCGGCGCGUUUGGACUCUACGCCGGCUUCAACGUGGUGGCCUUCAUCAUGAUUCUGUUCUGGGUCCCCGAGACGAAACAGCGCACCCUCGAGGAGCUCGACUGGGUGUUCGCGCUGCCCACCUCCCGCUUCAUGUCUUACCAGGUGAACAAGUUCAUUCCCUGGUUCAUCAAGCGUUGGGUCUUCUUCAACAAGAACGCCGAGCUCGAGCCUCUCUACUCCUUCGAGCAGCGCCAAGCCGCCGGUCCUACUCGGAGCGACAGUUCCGAUGCCGCCGUGUCGGACUCUGAGAAGAGGGUGUAA